AUGGCCGCCGCGGCGGGAAAGCUGAGCAACGGCAAGGCGCUCGGCUGCUGUCUCUCUACGUCGGGCCCCGCAGUCUCCAAUCUGGUCACGGGCCUCCUCGAUGCGCAGCUGGACCGAGUGCCUGUCAUCGCCCUCACCGGCUGCAAGCCCCGCAGUGAUCAGGGCCACUCCGAGUUCCAGGACAUUGACCAGGCACGGCUACUCGCGGCGGGAGGCCUCGCCUAUUCGAUCACGAUCGCCGACCCAACGCAACUUCUCUCGGUAAUCCGUGAUGCCAUCGCCAUCGCCUUCACGAAGCGCGCCGCCGUGCACAUCGCCAUCCCCGUCGACAUCCAGGUCGCUACCGUGGCGUCGCCGCCGGCGCGCGUCCUCUCAUGCAGCCCUGAGACCCUCCUGCAGCGCGUCAAGGCUGGACCGCCCUCGGACGCGUCGCUCCAACGGCUGGCGGCGCUGCUCACCGCAGAGGGCGAGCGCAUCUGCUUCGCAAUCGGCUGCGAGGCGCGCGAUGCCGGUCCUGAAAUCCUCGCGCUCGCACACCGGCUCAACGCGCCCAUCGUGCGCAAGCUCGUCGAGGUGACCACCGACUCCUUUGGCCUGGCCAUGCAUUUCGAGGCGGAGCUCUCAGUGACCGCAGACGUGGCCACCGUGUGCAAGCGCCUCGUGGAGUUCCUGCCCAAGAGCCUUGCGGAGCUCUCAAGUUCUGCCAUGCACGCAGCCACUGUUGUGUGUGGUGGGCGAUAUGUGUGGUGGGCGUCAAUCGAGCGUGCCGAGGCGAUGGCUCUCGAGACGAACGCCAAUCGCGUGAUCAAGGCUCUCCGCGCACGAGUUGCACGCAAGGCUGGUCUCUCUACAGACGUGGCUGCGCCGCGCCAACCGGCGCCGACGCUCAGAGCGCCCACCGCGAUGCUCAAGACCGUCGCGCGUUCGAGCUACUGCCACCAGGCGCAACUGCUCGCUCGGCUCGGCCCGCGGCUGGGCGCCAACGAUGUCGUGUGCGUCGACACGGGCGACAUCACGCUGUGGACGUCGCUCUCCUUGCGGCUGCGUCGCGGCUCAGUCGUGCUCUCCUCGGAGCGUCUCGGCACGAUGGGCUACGCACUCUGUGCCGGCAUCGUCGCCUCGGCGCAACGCGGCCCCAGCGCAACGGGCAUCGUCAUCGCCGGCGACGGUGGCUUCCAGAUGACGCUCAAUGAGCUCGGAACGGCCAUCCAGAUGAACUCGCGCCUGGUGAUCAUCGUCAUCGACAACAAGGUCCUCGGCCGGGUUGAGUUCGGCUUCAACAACGCCCAGGGCUGCGCCCUUGCCGGUCCCGACUAUCUUGCCCUCGCGCGUGCCUACGGUGCCGACGGCAUUCAGCUCACCGACGAUUCGCAGAUCGACGCAGCGCUCGACGCAGCCUUCGCGGCGAGCGGCGUCUUCAUGCUCCACGUCGUCUCGGACCCAGAUGUGAAGGCGGAGAUGGCGACGUACAAGCCACGGGGCAUCGUCAAGGUCGACUCUGCGUGA
Emiliania huxleyi CCMP1516 is the source of this 1506-nucleotide messenger RNA. RefSeq lists its product as hypothetical. The coding region runs from base 1 to 1506 and encodes 501 amino acids. Lineage: Eukaryota; Haptophyta; Isochrysidales; Noelaerhabdaceae. Gene Ontology annotation, biological process: L-valine biosynthetic process. Gene Ontology annotation, cellular component: acetolactate synthase complex; mitochondrion. The record is from RefSeq and is a predicted model, not a curated record. Gene Ontology annotation, molecular function: thiamine pyrophosphate binding; flavin adenine dinucleotide binding; magnesium ion binding. The transcript has 2 exons.